AUGUCGGAAAUCCCCAGGGAGUACCACCCGCACAGUGGCUGCGCGACUUCUGUGGAGACGUUCUCCACUUUUGGACACAAAGAGCCUUCACAGCUGCCCAUCAUUGACGAACAACCCUGGCAACCCUUCGCUUGUCGCGCGGAUUUCGAGUUCGCCGAGCUCCCACAUGGCACUGCUUUGAACAAGAAUCAGACAGAUGAGCUCUUGCGGCUCAUCUGGAGGAUUGUGGACGGCCAAACGAACUUCACCUUCAAGUCGCAUGGAGAUGUUUCCAAAGCCUGGGAUAGGGCAGCCGCUCAAAUGACACCAUUCGAGAAACAUACCAUCACCGUUCAGCACAAGCGAGAGGAGCUCGAGUACAACAUGUAUACGCGGCCAUUGUGGGAUUGGGCGCUGGACUUACUACAGGACCCUUUACUGAUGCCCCACUUCGUUUGGGAUGCGCAGCGAUUAUACAAGCAUGACGUUAAGGCAUACCCGGUGUUCGCUCGAUGCGGAAACUUGCCCAUUGGUAUCAGAAAUACCGAUGGGCUCGGUGGUGGUUCCGUCGAGUUUCACUGGCGAAACAAUUCUUUCACGCAGGUUCCUGAUGACUCCGAGGAGGAUGGCAAGCUCACGUAUGUCAAUCUCAAACGGGUUGUAUGGCACAAGUCAUUCUUCAAGCUACUCGAAACUAUUAUAAUGUAUGCCCAGAUGGGGUAUGCGUAUGUGUGCUAUGAUGGCAUCAUGAGGUGGCUAUAUGCGUUCAUUCUGCUGUUAUCAGCUGACUAUGAAGAGCAAUGUGUUAUGGCGCUUAUACGAGGGACCAACUGUCACUGCCCGUGCCCUGUCUGUCUUGUCCCUUCGGACAAGCUAUACGACAACACUUCCACUUACCCGAUUCGAUCGUCCAACGAUGCAAAGGCUUUCAUGGAGUUAUGGACCAGGGACCGUGCGGCUGGAGAAAAGGCACUCAAAGAACAGGGCCUGCGGCCUGUUACGAACAUCUUUUGGAGUGUCCCAAAUUCCGAUCCUCAAGACACGAUUUCACAGGACCAUUUGCAUGUCUAUCACAUGGGCCAAUGGAAACAUUUGUUUGGUGAACUCAAACGGCGCAUCGCGGCCCUUGGACGCAGCGCUGAGAAACAAAUGGAUGACCAAUUCGAUGCCUUCCCGCGAUGGCGCAAUUUAAACCACUUCGAUCGGGUUACUAACAUCACAUAUAGCGAUGGCAACAAGCUUCGUGAUAUUUCCAAGCAAGUAUUGUACGCCGCCCAGAACAUACUUACGCACACAGAGGAUGAAGCCGGCUAUGUGCUACUGCAGUGCAUAGCAAGCUACUUACAUAUCGACAUGUAUAUUUCACUCGAGGUCCAAACCGAAAGCACAAUUGCUGCAGGGAGGGCUGAGGUAUUUGAGUUUCAGAACCGCUUAGAGGAGUACAUCAAAAUUGUCAAAGAGACCGAUCCUGACACGAUCAAAAACUGGAACUUUCCUAAGAUUCAUUCCGGAAAGCACAUAUUCGAUGACAUCAUGGCGAAAGGCACCGCCCGCAACUUCAGUACUCGACCCAAUGAAAAGCAACACGGGCCAAUUAAAAAGUGGUAUCUACGGCAGACCAAUCGUAAGAAUAUCGCUGAUCAGAUCCUUGAGCUCGACCAUAGGAGUGUUGUCUCCGAAUUCGUUCGUAGCCGUAUCGAGUACCUUGAUGAGGAACGACGCAAAGCCCUGCUCUCGCGGGAUGAACUCGAGGAUAUGGAUGACGAUGAUGAUGAGCUGUUUGAAGAACAUCUUCAUAUUGGUUCACCCCUCAAGAAUCAUACAAGCUUUGCGCAAGUGGAGGAAGAAAACAAGUCAUCGCGCGCCUUUCACCAGUUCCAGAAGAAGCUCGCAACAUUUCUCAAUCACUUCCUUCCCUCCCACAACAUACCAUUGCCAGAUGGAACAACAUGGUUGAAACUUAGAGCACAUGACCAGUCUGCCGCUGACUGGAAGUUGGCUACCGACUACCUGCGAUGCAAUACAAGCUUCCAUGGCAAAGAAUGGCGCGACUACGCCCUAAUACGCACACAGGACAAGGAUGGCCACGACAAAAAUAUCUUUGUGCAGAUAUUAUACAUGUUCAAGCACACUGUCGGUAGCAACACUUUAGAUCUUGCGCUGGUCCUACCCAUGGAUGCCUUAAUUGGCCCAUUGGCACGUCGGCGUAUGGAUAGGGAACUACAACUAACUCGACUCCGUGCACGGCCCACCUCUUCGUCUGAGUUUAUCACCCUUCAUUCCAUCAUUCGUGGUGCCUUGGUCGUCCCCGAUUUCGCUAACAAGGGAGAUUAUUUUCUUGUUGAUUAUGUUGAUACUGACAUGUUUCUUCGUACCAGACGUUUGCUACAGUAG
Suillus clintonianus is the source of this 2373-nucleotide messenger RNA. RefSeq lists its product as uncharacterized. Bases 1 to 2373 code for a protein of 790 amino acids. The record is from RefSeq and is a predicted model, not a curated record. The transcript is spliced from 12 exons. Lineage: Eukaryota; Fungi; Basidiomycota; Agaricomycetes; Boletales; Suillaceae.